AUGGAGUCAGAGCCCGGUGAACUCGAGAAAGAGUUCCUCGAGCACGGGGAGAUAUUCAUCAAGCAACUCGCCAGCUUCGUGCGCACCCACGAAAAGGCUUUGGCAAAUGCCCUGCAUACCCGAAAGGCCUUCUACAUCCUCCUCUACCUCGAGCACGAUUGCUGCAGCCUUAUCUUUGGGGCCCUCAACUUGACAUCCCAAAGCACAAAAUCCGCGAAGCUGUCACUUACCCCGCACCACCUCUUCUACCUACUCUCCCGCUUUGAGGAACUCAAAAUCGACGUGGGCUCGAUGAAGAUUCGUCUUGAGAACCUCCAUGACACAAGCACUUCGGCCAACUAUGUCUCCUUCUUGAGCAACUCGCAGAGACUAAAGCGUCGAGGAUCCGAUGUCGGCUCCAUCCGAUCCGUAUCGAGUGUCCGAAGCGUCAUGUCCGGUAUCUCGACCCUGUGGUCGAGUUUCGGUAUCGGGGCCAGUAUUUCUGCUGCGCGGGAAGAGAGGCAGAAGGCUGCUCUGCAGAUGGACAUGAAGUAUCUCUACUCUGCAUUCACCAAGAUUCCCUCCCUCCGACUUGCCCCUGAUUGGCGGGCUCGUUUGAUUCGCGGUUAUGAAGAGUUCCCCUUCGAUUCCGCCGUCCCUCUCUAUGUCUUCAAAAAUCUCCAGGCUCUUGAGGUUAGCGAUGUCGACUUCCGCCAGUUCUUUGGCUGGGACCGCCUCGCCGAGCAACUGAGGUCCUUGACCAUUAAGCGGGCCAGCCUCGAUGACCCUGCUGAUAUCCUGAUCGAUAUCGUCUUGGAUGAUAUGGACAAGAGACGUCGCCGUACCUCCAAGGCCCAGACCUCGCCCACAAACCCAGCAGCCCAAAUCACCGGCCUCACCAUCCUCAAGGCCGCGAAGCUUCUCUCCUGUUCGCCGACCGAACUCACGAAAUGCUUCGUCGCACGUACGGGGUCUCACAAGGUGAAGCGGUCCGGCUCCACUAGUUCUCACUCCAGCCUUGGUGAUUCAUGGCACCACCACAUGCGAGGAAGUUCGUCCAACCUGUUGGCCAUGGGAAUUCUCCCCGCAUCCAAGUGGCGCUUUCUGCGACAUCUCAGCCUUGCAGAUAACGGCUUGACUUCCAUUGCGGCAACCAGCCUCAGUCCCCUUUCCAAUACCCUCCAAUCACUAGACCUUUCAUCCAACCUGUUCACCGAGAUCCCGGAUAGUCUCGCUACACUCACCGCCCUGCGUGCUCUUAAUCUUUCUCAUUGCAUGAUUGAUUCCCUCCACUCCUUGACACGCAAUCCUCUUCCAGCAAUCACAGCCCUCAAUCUUCGGGGAAACAGGCUCCAGUCCAUCGCCGGCAUCGAGAAGCUGUACCCCUUGGAGAGGUUGGAUCUACGAGAGAACCGCCUUACCGACCCCACGGAGAUUGCCCGGCUUACCGGCAUCCCUGAUAUCCGAGAAAUCUGGGUUGAUGGAAAUCCAUUUACGCGUACUCACCGAGAUUAUCGCGUAACCAUCUUCAAUCUGUUCCGUCAAACUCCCGGCUACACCGAAGACAUCAUCAUUGAUGGCAUGGGCCCGAGCUACUCCGAAAAACGCUUGUUAGUGGAGCGUGCGCCACUCCCUGCCGUUGUCCCCGUUGUGAAGCCUACGCUCCCGGAGAUUCCGGCCGUAGAUCGUAGCGUCAUCGCGAAGACGGAAGGCCCCUAA
Messenger RNA from Parascedosporium putredinis, 1698 nucleotides. The record is from the annotation of a GenBank genome assembly. NCBI's taxonomy places the organism in Eukaryota, Fungi, Ascomycota, Sordariomycetes, Microascales, Microascaceae.